AUGGCUACUACCGGCUUAGCUAGCCAGAAGAAGGAUUCAGUGUUCCGAGGUAUCCGGUGCCGGAGUGGAAAAUGGGUCUCGGAGAUCCGUGAGCCGAAAAAGACUACUCGAAUCUGGCUCGGAACUUACCCCACGGCGGAGAUGGCUGCCGCUGCCUACGACGUGGCUGCUAUGGCUCUUAAAGGCAGAGAAGCCGUUUUGAACUUCCCGGGAUCCGCCCGGUCAUACCCGGUUCCCGGAUCAACAUCCGCGGCGGAUAUCCGAAGCGCUGCGUCCGCGGCUGCUGCGAUGAAGGGGUGCGAGGAAGAGGAGGAGGAGGAGAAAGCAAAGAAAAAGAGUUUGUCGUCAAGAGCUCGUGAUUGCCACGUAUAUGACGAUAUGGCGUCUUCUUCGUGGUGUGGGACAGAGUUUAUGGACGAAGAAGAACUCUUGAAUAUGCCUAAUCUGUUGGCUAAUAUGGCGGAAGGGAUGAUGGUUGCGCCGCCGCCAUCCUGGAUGGAUUCUCGGCCGCCGGAUGACUCCCCGGAGAAUUCCAAAGAUGAGGACUUAUGGGGCUAUUGA
Messenger RNA from Thlaspi arvense, 561 nucleotides. Lineage: Eukaryota; Viridiplantae; Streptophyta; Magnoliopsida; Brassicales; Brassicaceae. The record is from the annotation of a GenBank genome assembly.